This is a messenger RNA of Photinus pyralis (common eastern firefly), 1266 nucleotides long. RefSeq names its product malate dehydrogenase, mitochondrial (gene Mdh2). Lineage: Eukaryota; Metazoa; Arthropoda; Insecta; Coleoptera; Lampyridae. The transcript is spliced from 5 exons. Gene Ontology annotation, cellular component: cytoplasm; mitochondrion. Gene Ontology annotation, biological process: malate metabolic process; tricarboxylic acid cycle. Gene Ontology annotation, molecular function: L-malate dehydrogenase (NAD+) activity. Bases 100 to 1119 code for a protein of 339 amino acids. The record is from RefSeq and is a predicted model, not a curated record.
UUGACAUUUCGCUGUCCUUUUUCUUAUUUAAAGGUCGCGAGGGUUAGCGGCAAGUUUUCAAGUAAAUUUCCUCCCUAGUCAUCAGUAAUUAAUUAAGCAAUGCUCAACCGGAUCGUGAAACCGUCCAUUUCCGGCGUACCAAAGGCAGUUAAAUGCUUCAGCACGACGCCUCAGAACAACUUCAAAGUGGCCGUGGCAGGCGCGAGCGGCGGAAUCGGGCAACCCCUAUCGCUCCUGCUCAAGCAAAACCCUCUCGUUACUGAAUUAUCCCUGUACGAUGUCGUACAUACCCCCGGUGUCGCCGCUGACCUCUCGCAUAUCGAAACGCCCGCGAAAGUAAAGGGAUAUGUCGGGGCAGAGAGCAUUUGUGACGCUUUUAAGGGUUGCGACGUCGUCGUGAUUCCGGCCGGUGUACCCCGAAAACCUGGCAUGACGAGAGACGACCUUUUCAACACCAACGCGUCCAUCGUGCGAGACAUCGCGAAGGCGUGCGUCGAGGCCUGUCCCAAGGCGAUGCUCGCCAUCAUUUCCAACCCGGUUAACUCGACGGUUCCCAUUGCUUCCGAAAUAUUCAAAAAGGCAGGUAAAUACGACCCCAAGAGAAUAUUCGGCGUGACCACCCUCGACGUCGUCCGCGCAAACACCUUCAUCGCGGAGGCAAAGUGUCUCGACCCGCUUACCGUCAAAGUGCCGGUCAUCGGCGGUCACGCAGGCGUCACGAUCAUGCCGCUCAUCUCGCAGGCGUCGCCCAAGGUGUCGUUCAGCGAGAGCGAGCUCAAGGCGCUCACCGUACGCAUUCAGGACGCCGGCACGGAGGUGGUCAAGGCGAAGGCGGGCGCCGGCUCGGCGACACUCUCGAUGGCGUACGCGGGCGCCAGAUUCGCCAUCGCCCUGCUACGCGGUCUGAAGGGUGAGGCGAACGUCAUCGAGUGCGCGUUCGUCAAGUCGGACGUCACCGAGGCGCCCUACUUCGCGACGCCUCUACUGUUGGGAAAAGGGGGAAUCGAGAAGAACCUGGGACUCGGCACGCUAAGCGCGUUCGAGCAGCAGCUGCUGAAGGCUGGCAUACCGGAACUGAUUGCUAGCAUUAAGAAGGGGGAACAAUUUGUAAAUAAAUAAAGGUGAUCUAUGCUUCGAACGGUGUUUUGUUUUGCAGUGUUGCGAUAUUUUAGACUGGGAAAAUUUUAAUUUGUUUAGUAAAAUUAGCGUAAGUGUAACAUGUACAAUACCAUCAUUUAUAAUAUAAUGUGACAUAAGGGACCUUGA